Paraglomus brasilianum is the source of this 492-nucleotide messenger RNA. The record is from the annotation of a GenBank genome assembly. NCBI's taxonomy places the organism in Eukaryota, Fungi, Glomeromycota, Glomeromycetes, Paraglomerales, Paraglomeraceae.
AUGAUACGAGCCAUGGUGGCUAGUGCCAGCCAAGCCACAUUUACAGCUCUGACCCAGGCAAUGGCUAUUGAUGAGCCAGAGCUGCAACAAAUAUGCCAGAGUAUGGUGAAUCCAGAACAGAGGUUGUUCACCCCUCCACCCAUUGAGGUUAGGGAAAAGGAAACACCAACAAAGGGGAGAAAGCAGAUGGCUAAGGACGAUGAUGCUUGGACCCCUACUGAUGGAGAAAUUUUAACCUUUGUCAUAGAUAAUAGAAUUUGCACAUCAUGCUGGUGUGCUGGGCAUGCCUUUACUUGUGCAAAAAAGUCCCUGGCAAAUGGUGUCCUAGCAACAAAGAAGUCUUUGAGUCUGAAGGAUUUAGACCUUUCCUUGCUGCUUGGAAAGAAGAAAGAAGGAAGCAGAAAUCAGCUAGACCAGAUGCAGAACUGGGAACAAUCAUCCUUUCCCAGUACUGCAACCUCUGUUUCAGCACAGAACAUGAUGAGGACAACU